Molecule: messenger RNA, 2419 nt
Organism: Labeo rohita (rohu)
Lineage: Eukaryota; Metazoa; Chordata; Actinopteri; Cypriniformes; Cyprinidae
Gene: adipor1a
Product: adiponectin receptor 1a
Exons: 9
Coding region: 279-1409 (376 amino acids)
Biological process (GO): adiponectin-activated signaling pathway
Cellular component (GO): plasma membrane
Molecular function (GO): signaling receptor activity
Source: RefSeq, a predicted model, not a curated record
CAGCAGGCGGCGCCACCGCGGCUUCAUUUCAAAGACGAGCCAGUCGGAACUCGCCGUCUGACAUACAGCAGCUUUCAACUCUUUAUUUCUCCAUCCUGCUGGUGUUUGUUGGCCAUCCGGAAGAGAUCUCAUUUCUUUAACAACAGAUCUGGACAUCAGACUGAAUGCAAUUUCACAGAGAGGCAAACAUCAGGAUGCAGGUUUAGACCUGCCUGUGUUCAAAGCUCCUGCAAGAGUGAACUGAAGUGGAGGCUUCAGAGGUCUGCGACGGGUCACUGAUGUCAGGCCAAAUCAGGUCUGCCAGUCAUGCGGACUGCCAGGUCACGGAGGAAUGCCACGUCCCAGCCGAUGUGGAACUGAUGGAGCUGGGUCCCCUGCUGGAAGAAAACGACGGCCCCGUAGGAGCCAAAGGAGUCCAGUCAGAGGGAGCAAGCGGUCUCGCUGAUGAUGAAGAGGAGGUUGAAGAAGUCGGAGAGGUUCUGACGCUGCCACUGCAGGCUCACCAUGCAAUGGAGAAGAUGGAGGAGUUUGUGCAUAAGGUCUGGGAGGGCCGCUGGAGGGUCAUUCCCUUUCACGUCCUGCCAGAGUGGCUGAAAGACAACGACUACCUCCUGCACGGUCAUCGGCCUCCCAUGCCCUCGUUCCGUGCCUGCUUUGGGAGCAUUUUCAGGAUCCACACAGAGACCGGGAAUAUCUGGACUCAUUUGUUGGGGUUAAUCUUAUUCUUGUGCCUAGGCACACUAACCAUGCUAAGGCCCAAUAUGUACUUCAUGGCCCCGUUGCAGGAGAAGGUGGUGUUUGGAAUGUUUUUCUUGGGUGCAGUGUUGUGCCUCAGCUUCUCCUGGCUUUUUCACACUGUCUACUGCCAUUCUGAGAAGGUCUCUCGCACUUUCUCCAAACUAGACUACUCUGGCAUUGCUUUGCUGAUCAUGGGCUCUUUUGUACCCUGGCUUUACUACUCCUUCUACUGCUCUCCUCAGCCGCGUCUCAUCUACCUCACAAUCGUCUGUGUGUUGGGCAUUGCAGCAAUCGUCGUUGCCCAGUGGGACCGAUUCUCCACUCCCCGCCACAGGCCCACCAGAGCAGGAGUUUUCAUGGGUCUUGGACUGAGUGGGAUCGUCCCCACCAUGCAUUUCACCAUUGAGGAGGGUUUCGUCAAGGCUACUACUGUUGGACAGAUGGGCUGGUUCUAUUUAAUGGGCGCCAUGUACAUCACAGGUGCUGGGCUGUAUGCUGCACGCAUCCCAGAGCGCUAUUUCCCGGGCAAGUGUGAUAUUUGGUUUCACUCGCACCAGAUAUUCCACGUGCUGGUGGUGGCAGCGGCCUUCAUCCAUUUCUACGGCGUGUCCAACCUGCAGGAGUUCCGCUACGGUCUCGAGGGCGGCUGCACUGAUGACACUCUCCUCUGAAGGCCCUACAAGCACAUUUCUUUUCAAUUAGGAUUUUUAGUGCCCACAUUUUUACUCAUUCCUUGAUUUGUUAUUUACCUUUGAGUUUUUUCCUGAUUGUUUCAACCUUUCUUUUUUUCCUGUUACAAAGAGUCCAUAAAUUUUCAUUUGAUGAACGUGGUUAAAGGGCACCGUAGGCUGAGCAAGUAUCCGAUAGCUGGAACAUGAUGACCCUUGUUAUCAUCAAACUUUAAUUUGAGCACAAUCUCUUGAGGUUUGAAUUCGUUUCUUUUGUAGUGAAAAGCACUUUCAUUGAGCUGUAAAGUUGCCCCCUCAGAAAAUACCGCAUAUACGUUUUCUAAGUGUAAACAAACAACUCUUUGGGCGCACACCCAAAGUAUUGCCCAAACUUUGAUGAAUAGAUCAAUGUCUUUGACAUCCUUGUAUUCAUACUGACUGGAAAAUGCACAAAGGGCAAAUAAGGGUUUGAGGGUUUUGGGCAAAAUUUACCUGCUUUGAACACUCAAAAUUUUUAACCUUUAGGUCAAAUGAAAAUAUAAACAGGUCAACUGUUGCACCUUACAGCACAGAUAUUGAAUUUCAUUGUUAUUAAGCCUCUCUGCAUGGGUUCAUCUGUGCAGUCUGUAAAAUAUAAACUUUCCUGUAAAGUAUAAGAAUAUUCCUGUGCCUUAGGCCACUGGAAAUAGGUUUAAAAUAGAUGGGCCAAAACUACAGUGUAGUAAAUUUGAUUAGCUUCAAACAUAGCUAGUUAGUUUACUUAGCAAGCAAUCCAAUCGCAUUAUUAAAAGGUUACAUAAAUAACAAAGAUAAGUUUGACCUUUACUGAUAAUCUUUCUCGAACUGCUGUUUGUAAAAAAGUAGUGUUUGAUCCUUUUUACGAAAUAAGCUAACUGUGUGGCUUUACGACAAAGACUAAACUAUCCAUAUAUUCAUGUGUUACGUGUAGAGGUGGUAAAUCAUUUACAUUUAACUGAAAUGUGAAAUGUUUCAAUAAAUAUUUAUGGAUCAUA